Molecule: messenger RNA, 1698 nt
Organism: Daldinia childiae
Lineage: Eukaryota; Fungi; Ascomycota; Sordariomycetes; Xylariales; Hypoxylaceae
Product: Maltose permease MAL31
Exons: 8
Coding region: 1-1698 (565 amino acids)
Biological process (GO): transmembrane transport; carbohydrate transport
Cellular component (GO): membrane
Molecular function (GO): carbohydrate:proton symporter activity
Source: RefSeq, a predicted model, not a curated record
AUGGCCUCAGGCUCAACGAAAAGUAUUAGCGACGAUGUCGUCGAAACGGCCCCAAUGCCGGCUGUGACGCCGAAGGAAGGGCAUGAGACCAUGAGCGACGUGAUCCGGAAUGCGAGGCUCGCUACCGAAAAGGAGCACAACAUGACCUUAUGGCAGGGCCUUCGACUUUACCCCAAAGCGAUUGCGUGGUCUGUCCUCAUCUCGACUUGCAUUGUUAUGGAAGGCUACGAUAUCUCCCUAGUCAAUAACUUCUACGCCUUCCCGCAGUUUAACCAGAAGUACGGCACUGAGGUGACAGAUCCGAAUGGCAACGUCUCCUAUCAAGUUUCGGCAGCCUGGCAGGCAGGCCUUAGCAACGGUGCAGUAGUGGGUGAAAUCAUUGGCCUAUUGAUAAACGGCUGGGUCUCCGAGAGGUUCGGAUAUCGAUAUACUGUCAUAUUCUGCCUCGUACUUAUCAUCGCUUUUACCGCAAUCUUCUUCACGGCGCAGACGGUUGUACACCUUCAAGUAGCUGAGAUCCUGUGCGGCAUUCCCUGGGGCGUUUUUCAAACCUUGACUAUCACCUAUGCCUCUGAAGUUUGUCCGGUAGCCCUGCGGGGUUAUCUAACAACCUACAUCAACUUCUGUUGGGGUAUCGGCCAGAUGAUCGGUAUUGGUGUCAUUAUGGGUAACCUCUGGCGUACCGACGAGUGGGCGUAUCGUAUACCUUAUGCGCUUCAAUGGAUGUGGCCCUUGCCUCUCAUAAUUGGAAUCUCCUUUGCGCCUGAAUCCCCUUGGUGGCUUGUACGAAAGGGGAAACUUGAAGACGCCAAGCAUUCUCUUCUCCGCUUGACUAGUCUGGAUCGGGAGACAGACUUUGAUGUGGACGAGACGGUUGCGAUGAUGGUCCAUACAACAGCAUUAGAACAGAAGAUAACCAAGGGAGCCAGUUACCUAGAUUGUUUCAAGGGUGUCGAUAGGCGUCGCACAGAAAUUGUGUGCAUGUGCUGGGCGAUCCAGAACCUGAGCGGCAAUUCAUUUUCCAACUACUCGACGUACUUCCUGCAGCAAGCUGGUCUCGAUAAUGACAAGGCAUACUCAUUUGCCAUGGGUCAAUAUGCCAUCAACUGCGCCGGCGUCUUCGGAGCCUGGACGCUUAUCACCUUUGGAAUCGGACGAAGGACGUUAUACCUAUAUGGCCUUGCUGGUCUCUUCAUCAUGCUUUUAAUCCUCGGUUUCCUCGGCUUAGCCCCCGAUAGAGAAUCCGCAUCGCUUGCGACAGGCAGUAUCAUGCUCGUGUGGGCUCUGUGUUACCAGCUAACAGUUGGCACCGUAUGUUAUUCUCUCGUUGCAGAGAUUUCAACUAGACGUCUUCAAAUCAAGACAGUGGUGCUCGGACGUAUCCUCUACAACAUUGUCGGCAUUAUCUGUGGCGUUUUAACGCCAUACAUGUUGAACCCUUCGGCUUGGGACUGGGGUAAUUAUGCCGGUUUUUUCUGGGCGGGGUCAUGCUUCCUCUGCUUUGUCUACUCUUACUUCCGCGUACCCGAACCGGCCGGUCGCACAUUUGCAGAGCUUGAUCUACUAUUUGAGAAGAAGGUUAGCGCAAGGAAGUUUGCUUCGACCGAUGUGGACGUAUUUGCAGAGCAUGUCGAGGGAGCUGUAUUGAGCAGCUAUCACGACCAGAUCGCCAUUUCGAGUAUGAAGAUCAAGGUUUAA